Messenger RNA from Betta splendens (Siamese fighting fish), 4476 nucleotides. RefSeq names its product stanniocalcin 1 (gene stc1). Gene Ontology annotation, molecular function: hormone activity. The coding region runs from base 223 to 1056 and encodes 277 amino acids. Gene Ontology annotation, cellular component: extracellular region. The transcript is spliced from 4 exons. The record is from RefSeq and is a predicted model, not a curated record. NCBI's taxonomy places the organism in Eukaryota, Metazoa, Chordata, Actinopteri, Anabantiformes, Osphronemidae. Gene Ontology annotation, biological process: intracellular calcium ion homeostasis.
CAAUUAGCGGUGGCGAGAGCAGGACCGGGGUCUGGAAUGCUGCGAUCUGAUUGGUCCCAACGCAGAACUCCACCGUUCAGCGCUCCCAUAUAAACCCGUGCAGACUUAACAUCGGUGCGAUCUGUCAUGCAAGUCCAAAGGAUAGUGAGGUGUCCAGUGUAGGGAAGCCGCCGGCGUAGCCUACUUGUACCAGCCUACAUUCACAUUUGGAGCGCUCUUCUUAUGAACUGCACACGGAGCGGGAGGCGCCUUUUUACGUUUAGUUCUAUUAUCUGUGUUGAGAGGACGAUGCCUCUGAGGACCGGACUUUUUCUCCUGAUGGUGCUGAACGCAUCUGCGAACGAACUGGAUCAGAACGAGUCCUAUUCGCCCAGGAGAGCACGCUUCUCCGCCAAUAGCCCUUAUGUGGCACGCUGUCUCAACAGUGCCCUCCAAGUUGGCUGCGGAGCCUUCGCCUGCCUGGAGAACUCGACUUGCGAUACAGAUGGCAUGCAUGACAUCUGCAAGUCCUUCCUAUAUAGUGCUGCUAAAUUUGACACUCAGGGUAAAGCGUUUGUGAAGGAGAGCCUUAAGUGCAUUGCCAAUGGCAUCACCUCCAAGGCGUUCCCCACCAUUCGCCGCUGUUCCACCUUCCAAAGAAUGAUAUCCGAGGUCCAGGAGGAGUGUUACAGUAAGCUGGACAUCUGCACUGUUGCCAGGUCCAACCCGGACGCUAUUGGUGAAGUGGCACAGCUACCGACUCACUUCCCAAAUAGGUUUUACGGUAAGCUGCUCCAAAGCCUGAUGGACUGCGACGAGGACACGGUGGACCGCGUCCGGACCAGCAUGGUGUCGCGGCUGGGCCCAGAGAUGACCAUGCUCAUUCAGCUGCUGCAGAACAAGCCUUGCCCAUCCACCGCUGUGGCUGCAGCUGCCGCUAUCCCAACUGGAGUGGAGGGCCGUGGGAGCUGGCGCUGGUCCAUGGGUCCCCAUAUGUACAAGAUCCAGCCUAAUCUGCGAAACAGAGACUCUGCCAGUAAUUUUGGCAAAAAGCGCCCCAGCAGCGACGGCUCCUAACUUCCACUCAGAUUCAGAAAACACUCCUCACAACAUAACAAAGCUCCUCUAUUCCCUAGGGGUGAUGCAAAUCCGUCCUCUAGACGGGAAGUCAAAGAAAUAUGCACUUCUAGGGAAUGCUGGAACGUCCAUAGAGUUGAUAUCAAGAGUUUGAUUGUUGUUAUAUUGUAUAUCCUACACUUUAGGCUUGAGAGAACCUCCUCCUCCAUCGACCGUUUUCAGAUGUGUCCGCUCACAGUUGUUGUUGGACAUGUGGCUGUUGCAUCCUUGCAACGUAAUCCUGUUCGCUCCUCUUCACCUCCUCCGGCAGAGAUGAGUCCUCAUGGCGCCUUUUGAUGCCGGAAGAAAAAAAAAAAAAAAAAAGGCAGCCAUAGUUUCUCACAUCUCUAGAGCACAAGUCCACAGUUUCAAAGAAAACAACACAACCCCCUAAUUGUGACAUUAGAUCAUGAAUAGAAAUCUUUUAGCUGGGAAAUUGUUGGUAGAUGUAUCUAAUAUUCUCAGUCAAAUGUGAGCAUGAGAUGUGGAGAGUUCAUAUCAAUAUUGUGACACUUACAUAAGACUUAAAUGUACUGUAUAAUGGGUUAUCUGAGACAGCCAUAGCUAGCCCUCUGAAUGACAGCGCUCACACGGAGUGAGGUCUGUGAGUUUCACGGCAACCUUUGACAGGUUCCCUAAAACUGACCAAAAAACUUCAAACUGCCCUGAAUGCCAUUCAUAAAAUACCAAAAUAGUGUAUAGCUAUAGCACUUAUAUAUUUUUUGCUGAUGGCAGGCGUAGCCGUGUUUUCAAAUCGCUGUCCUGCACGUUGAGAAUCGUCCGGGUCGUCAGAAUAACCUCCACUUUGCAUUUCCUGUAUUGCGGGCGCGUUUAAUGCGUAGGACUGUUGAACUCCACACGUGGGACCAUGGUUAGCUAAACCUUAAACCGUUUCCUUGAGCGAGUUUGAAGCGGUCGUGUGCGUGCAGUAGCUGAUUAGCCCGUUCGCCGAUGAGACUGAGAGCAGCCAUCUCCAUGGACUGAUGAUGAUCAUUCUCUGAGGUUAAUCUCAUGACAUACACACUGGCUAACAGUGUCAAGAUAGAGAAUGACUAUUUAAAGAAGCCUUGUUGGAAUGAUAUUUAUUUUCCUACUAUAUUAUUUAAUUCUUUUUUUGAUGCAUUAAUGUAGUUUUAGUUAGUUUACAGAGUUCAAAGCAGUUCAGUCAUGGCUCCUAUUUAAACGUGAGCUCUAAGCCAAAAAAACUAAACACAAGAGCUAACACUCUGGUGACUGAAUGGGACCCAUGUCAUGACUCUGUGCUGGCCAUAGGGGAACAAGGUCGGUCAUUCCGUUCAGCUAAUCAGUCUGAUGGGUGUUGAAAGGGACCACAACGAAAACUACAGCUUCACUCGAUUUCUGAAAAGAAAAAAACAAUAAAACAAAAACGCAACGCUUCUGGAGCUGCUGGGUGCUGUCGUUCACCGCUGGGGGAGCGUGCACAAUAGUGAACCACAGAACAACACACUCCUGCAUGUUAUACCUGCAUAGGGACGUUUCACCGUGGGUCACUAUACAGUAGCCAUUGUCAUCUCACACCUCCUGUUUGCAUCUGCUUCAGCCCUUGGUUCUAAAUCUUUACUUUAAAGCCCCUGAUAUAUUGCUUUGUCAUAGCUUUGUAUGAAACUGUCAGUAUCCACUUUAUGUAAUUGAGUUAGUGUUGCGGAUUUUAAAACAUCCCCAUGUUUACACGUUCCACGAUCAUUAGAGAUCAGACAAUGGUCUUCAUGCUGGAGAUUGUUCCAUGUGUGGUUUACCUGGUGGACACACAUGAGACGUGUGCACAUUGAACCUGCCAGAGAUUAGCUUAAAGCAGGACCUAGUUCAGUUCCCCGUUGAGCAGUCUGAUUCAGGAAACCCCCUUCUUGAGAUUUCAAACUUUUAAUUUUUUUAGCAAAAUUAUAAGGAUUUAUUGAGCAUGUGAUUUCGCUCGCCUCAUUUUGAGUGUCUCCACGUUUUUACUUUAGUUCCAUCCAAUCAACCCCCGGCCUAUUUGAAAAAGAACAUUUCUAUAACGUUCUGGAUUGAAAAGCACAGACCAGAAAAAGAGAUAUUUUAUUUUUCAGUGUCACUUUAAUAGCUAUGUUAAGAAUUCCAAACUAUGCAAUAAUCUCACAACACAAAGGAUUCACUGCAACACAGAAAUUGACCUUUACUUCAUUCAGUGCCAGCUGAUGCUGUGCGAAUAAAGCAGCAUUCACGGUGUGAAGGCUCCGCUCUUCUCUUUUGCUUUCAGUUUGUGAGGUGUUUUUGUCAACUUUUGUUCUGCCUGUCUGACCUUUUUGGUGUCAUUGGGUGCAAAAGGACAUCAGCUCUGAAGGAAUCGCACGGGAAGUUAAGAACUAUAGUCACACUGUAGAUCCUCCUAGCUUACGAGUUUAUGUUAAAUAUGCACUUUGCAUCUUAACCACUAUAAAGGGCAUUGAAACAUUCAGCACAUGUGCAACUGAGAUAUGUUUUAUUUACCCGGUGAAUGAACAUCUGGAUAUUUUUGCAUCCUGAAGGGUCAGGGCUUCAUGUACUAUUACAUAUAAUACCUAUGUCUGUAUCUGUGUUGUCACGGGUGAAUCCAAAACGCCACAGCUGCUGCUAAACUCUUACUUCCCUGUAUGAUGCUGUCCAGAUGCCCCAUUUUACUGUGGCCACUCUGAUCUGUCAACAGGCAGCGAGCUCAGCAUCAGUCCACAAUUGCAUUUCAACACUUUAAUGUAUUGUUUCCUAUUUAUUUUCAUAUGUCAGAUAUAUUUGGCACGGGCAAAUUGACUGUUUCCCCAUCGAGUCAGAUGUCACGGUUAUUUCAGAGAAUGUACCUGUAAAAUGAAUGUGUGCAGAGGACAUGCCCGAGUACUUUAAGGGCGGGUGACGAGUGCUACUGGGAGGAACAGCCGUUGUUCUGUUGUAGAACCUGAGGAAAGCGUAGGGCGCUUAAGGCGGUACUGGAGUAUUGUUCAGCAAAGAUGGCUCAGUUUUGUGAAAAUCCUUCUCCUGUCAACACAAGAGACUAAAGACUCCCUCACGUCUGGCACUUCAUGGUACUCUUUCCUCUCAAGACUUGAAAUAAAUCGAUAAAUGUUGUUGUGCGUAAACUAAAUCACAAAGCUUCAGUGACUAGUAAAGUUUAUUUUGUAUUCAUAUAUAAAUGAGAGUUGCUUUCUUUCAAUAGGUUAUCACAGAUUUACUGAAGUUCCUGAAACAGAUGCUAUGUAACGCAUGAUUGACCCUUGUGAAUCACUUGCACUUUAAAAUAUACCCACAUACAUAUAUACCCAUACUGUGUAUAUGUUUGGGUUUCUCCUCUGUGCUGAAAAGUCAUAAAAGAUACAAAUGCAUCAAUUGUGUGUCUUUUGCUGAUCGGAAAUAAAAUAUUUAUCAUAUCUGGCA